GAUUAGGGCGGAGACAGCGCACAGAGUGAGCGGAGGAGAGGGACGCCGGCCCGGGGAGGGAUGAGCAGCCUAGCCGCGGCUGGGGAUGCAGGAGCGCUAUGAAUCUCCAUGGGAGGCAUGGCACAGCCGGCGGGGGCACACCGGACCGCAAGAGGGGAGCCCCGGGCUGCCCGCUCAUCCCCGGGGCACAAUGCUGUCCACAGAAGCCGUGCCCCCCGGUCCAGCAGACCGCCGCCUCCCGCGGCUCGUCCUCCUCCCUGCUCAUGCUGGCCGCAGUGUUCGGGCUGCUGAUCCUGUCACUAGUACACCUGGGGCAGGAAUCCGGACAGCCAGGAGGGGGCGCUGCAGGGGAGCUGUGCCCCACUGUCCUGCUGCUCCGCUGCGCUGUCUACCUGGGGGCAGCGCUGUGCGCUCUACUGCUGGGGGCACUCUGCUCGCUGCACUGUGCCGGCCGCCAGGCUGCCACCCCGGACUUCACCCGAGCCAGGACCCAGACACAGGUGGUCCAUCCAGUGUUUCCGCAUGAGGCCAGCCAGCAUAGGCGAGUGGUGAUCUGUCACAGCAUGGACAAAGCUCUGAAGGAAGUGUUUGACUACAGCUACAGAGACUACAUUCUGACAUGGUAUGGUGAACUCAGUAAAGAUGGUGGUCAACUCUACCACUUGCUCUCUGAAGACUUUUGGGAGUUGACCAGACAACUGCGCUGUCGGCUUGCUCACAUUGAUGUUGUGAAGGUGGUCUGCAAUGACGUUGUGAAGAACCUGCUCACCCACUUCUGUGACCUCAAGGCUGCAAACACUAGACAGGAUGAAGAGCCAAGACCCUUUGCUCUUCAUUCCUGCUUAAAAAACACAGAAGCGGAGCUCCAGUUCCUGCAGACUUGCGCCAAGGUGCUAGUUCUCUGUUUGAUACCUAGCAGGGAUGCACGGUCUCGUAGUCUGCGCAUUGUUCUUUCUGAAAUACUUGCCACCAAAGUGCUGAAGCCUUUGGUGGAGUUGCUGAGUGAUCCGGAUUACAUUAAUCAGAUGCUGCUCAGCCAGCUGGAGUACAGGGAACAGGUGAAUGAGCGCCACAAGAAAGCCUAUACAUAUGCCCCAUCUUAUGAGGAGUUCAUCAAAUUGAUCACCAACAGCUCUGACAUUGAAUUCCUUAAACAGUUAAGGUAUCAGAUUGUUGUAGAAAUAAUCCAAGCAACUACUAUAGGAAGUUUCCCACAGCUGAAAAGACAAAAAGAUUCAAAAGGCAAGGAGACAGCAGCCAUGAAAGCCGAUCUGCUGAGAGCCCGUAAUAUGAAGCGAUACAUCAAUCAGCUCACUGUCGCCAAAAAGCAGUGUGAGAAAAGGAUCCGGCUUCUUGGUGGUCCAGUGUAUGACCAGCAGGAAGAUGGAACGUCAGAUGAUUCAGAUUGCCCCCAAAGUCAGAAGUUUAUCCAGUUUGAUGACAUUCUGGCUAACCCAUCAUUCAGAGAACCUUUUAGAACAUAUAUGGAAAGGAUUGAUAAGCGGGUACUGAUCAGUUUUUGGGAGUCUGUGGAGUACCUGAAAAAUGCAAAUAAGUCUGAAAUACCUCAGUUGGUUGGUGAAAUCUACCAGAACUACUUUGUGGAGAGCAAAGAAAUCCAAGUGGAGAAAGCACUUUAUAAAGAGAUCCAGCAAAGCUUUGUUGGCAACAAGGGGAUCGAAGUCUUCAUCAAGAUUCAGGCUGAUGUGUAUGAGACCCUUAAGGACCGCUUCUACCCCUCAUUCAUUGUCAGCGAUUUGUAUGAACAACUCGUCCGCAGAGAAGAGAAGUCCUCCUGCAUGUGCGCCUCCGAUGACAAGGAUGAAUCAAUGCAGGUGUGUGAAGGUGUGGAAGGCCUCCUGGAUGAAUGCAGCAGCGGCAUCACGGAGCAGGCUAGCUAUGCGGUCAACAAGCUACGUCAGCUUACAGAGAAGCUGGAUUACAAGAGACAAGCGCUCAACUCCAUCAUUAAUGCCCCGAAACCUGACAAGAAGAUCAUUUCCAAGUUAAAGGAUGAAAUAGUUCUAAUGGAGAAAGAACAAAGUGAUCUCGAUCUCCAUAUUUCCCGGACAGAUCUGUGGUGUGAGAACCUUGGUAUGUGGCGGGCACUUAUUAACAUCAGUGAGGUAUCUGAAGAGAAUGGAGAACAGAUGCCAAUGUACUUUGUAUUAGUAAGUUUACCAGAGUCUGGAGAAUUGGACAACAAGAAUUGGACUGUACUGAGGAGACUAAGUGAAUUUCAAAAUCUGCACAGAAAACUUAGUGAGUGUUUUCCUUCAUUGAAGAAGGUGCAGUUGCCUUCUCUCAGCAAGCUUCCCUUCAAGUCCAUAGACCAGAAGUUUUUGGAAAAGUCAAAGACCCAGUUAAACAACUUCCUACAGAAGCUGCUUUCUGAUGAAAGACUGUAUCAGAGCGAGGUGCUUUAUGCCUUUUUGAGCCCAUCUUCAGAGCACCUGAAAGUCAUUGACGUCCAGGGCAAAAAAUCUUCCUUCUCACUCUCUUCAUUUUUGGAAAGACUUCCUGGAGAUUUCUUUUCCCACCAAGAGGAUGAAGUUGAAGAAGACAGUGACUUAUAUGACUAUGGGGAUGAUGUGGACGGGAAGAAAGAUGCCUUGGCUGAGCCAUGCUUCAUGCUGAUUGUGGAGAUUUUUGAGCUGCGGGGAAUGUUCAAGUGGGUGAGAAAAACCCUGAUUGCAUUGGUACAAAUUACAUUUGGAAGGACCAUAAACAAACAGAUCCGAGACACAGUCAAUUGGAUUUUCAGUGAGCAGAUGUUGUUGUACUAUAUCAAUGUGUUCAGAGAUGCUUUCUGGCCUAAUGGAAAACUGGCUCCUCCAAAAACCUCAAGAACGGAGCUGCAAUGUCAGGAAACCAAACAUAAAGCACAGCAAAAACUACUUGAAAACAUCCCCGAUGCACUUCAGAACCUGGUUGGACAGCAGAACGCACGUCACGGUAUAAUAAAAAUAUUCAAUGCACUGCAAGAAAACCGGGCCAAUAAACAUCUGCUCUAUGUAUUGCUUGAAGUUCUUCUAGUAGAGUUGUGUCCAGAAUUAAGGACUCAUUUAGAGCAACUGAAAGCUGGUCCAGUGUGUGAUAGCACAAAGUGAACCACUACUUCUAAUGUCUGUGUAACAAUAGACAUGCUGAUUACUUUCCUCUUUUCCAUAGAGGGCCAACUGAGGACUACUUAUUCCCCUGUGUCUUUUUCGUUUGUUUUAUGUGACAUUACGGACGGGGAGGCUACUCUAGUACUUGUAGAAGAUAAUGCUGCAUUGAUAAUCGGUUUUAUUUUAGAAAUGUUACAUGGUUACUGUUCUCUCUAGAAUAAGACCCACAAUGUUAAUAUACUGUCCGGCCUCAUUCACACGUUCAUAUGUAUUUUGCGGUUCACAAAGCGCAGAUCCGCAAAAUACGGUUGAUGUCCAUGUUGCAUCCGACAUUUUAUAUAUUAUUAUUUUUUUCCCCAGAUCCAUUGACUUGUCCGUUGUCCCAAUUUUGCAGCCACGUAUAGGACACGUUGUAUCUUUUUGCAAAACAGACGUCCUCACAUGGAAGGGUGUGUGUGCUUUCCGCACGCAUAUGUCCGUUCUGCAGAACUUGUCCUAUUGGCAGCAAAAUGCGGUCCACAGACCACUGAUGUCUAAUG
Molecule: messenger RNA, 3649 nt
Organism: Bufo bufo (common toad)
Lineage: Eukaryota; Metazoa; Chordata; Amphibia; Anura; Bufonidae
Gene: SNX25
Product: sorting nexin 25
Exons: 19
Coding region: 99-3110 (1003 amino acids)
Cellular component (GO): early endosome membrane; intracellular membrane-bounded organelle
Molecular function (GO): phosphatidylinositol binding
Source: RefSeq, a predicted model, not a curated record